Pyrenophora tritici-repentis Pt-1C-BFP is the source of this 600-nucleotide messenger RNA. RefSeq lists its product as uncharacterized. Lineage: Eukaryota; Fungi; Ascomycota; Dothideomycetes; Pleosporales; Pleosporaceae. The record is from RefSeq and is a predicted model, not a curated record.
AUGGGCACACUUCUAUCUGUUGCUACAGUUCUCAUCCAAGAACAAAAGACAAUAGAGAACCAAUCGAAGUCGCCACUGCUACGUUUGCCCGCCGAAUUGCGCAACCAAACCUAUGAGACAGCCUUCUCUGGGGGCAGGAUUCGAGUACGAGUAACUAACAUCCAUACCAAAGACGUCCACACUCAACAGACAGCCGGCGCAUUGGCUCUCCGAGCUACCUGUCGCCAGAUCCGCUCCGAGUCCGACUCUAUCUUCUAUGAGCAGUACAUCUUCUACUUCUCCAAGACCAACAAAUUCGAGCCGAUCGACAUCGCCAAGGGCUUCAUGAUAGACAACUAUCAGCGCAUCGAGCGGAUUGCUGUCAACCUUCGGCUAGGCUUCUUCAUCUGGCUUCAUAUGGAUGAUGAGAACCCCAACGAACUUGACAGGCUGUUCCCUUGCCUCAAACACUUCUAUACGCUCAAGCCUGCACUUGUGAUCACUGCUAUGGCGCAUGCAUUCGGCAAAACGGAUCUCGAGAUUCAUGAGGCCAAGUUCUUGAUGGAGGACGAGGACUUUUUGGGGGAUGAAGAUGAGGAAGAUGAUAAGGACGAUGAGUAG